Molecule: messenger RNA, 1717 nt
Organism: Syzygium oleosum
Lineage: Eukaryota; Viridiplantae; Streptophyta; Magnoliopsida; Myrtales; Myrtaceae
Product: cytochrome P450 736A117-like
Exons: 2
Coding region: 54-1583 (509 amino acids)
Molecular function (GO): heme binding; oxidoreductase activity, acting on paired donors, with incorporation or reduction of molecular oxygen; monooxygenase activity
Source: RefSeq, a predicted model, not a curated record
AACCAAGAGCCGAGGGAAGCAAAGUCGAUCUGGUGUACUGAAAGAAGCUAACAAUGUCAAGUGAACUACUCAGACAAUAUCUUUUUCCCCUUUCAAUACCAUUUACCUUCUUCAUCUUACUGCUCUUCAAAUGGUUGCUUCCACCUCCCACCAACCAAAAACACCACCACCCACCACCUUCACCACCAAAGCUUCCCAUCCUUGGAAACCUUUACCAGAUCGGCUCGCACCCUCACUCCUCCCUUGCAAACUUGUCCCAAAAACAUGGCCCUCUCAUGCUCCUCCGACUCGGCCGCGUGCCGGUGCUUGUCGUCUCGUCGGCGGAUGCCGCCCGCGAGAUCAUGAAGACCCACGACCUUGUCUUCUCCGACCGGCCGAAGUUGAAAAUCUUCAGAAAGCUUCUGUAUGACUACAAGGACGUGUCGAUGGCGCCGUACGGCGAGUACUGGAGGCAGAUGAAGAGCGUGUUCUUGUUGCACCUCCUGAGCAACAAGAGGGUCCAGUCGUUUCGCCCGGUCCGGGAGGAAGAGGUGGCCAACCUGAUCGCCGACAUCGAGGGCUCGCUUUCUUCUGCGUCGCCGACUACCGUGAAUUUGGGCGAGAGGUUCGCGGCGCUGACGAAUGACGUGGUGUGUAGAGUGGCUUUGGGGAGGAAGUAUGGGGGGAAGAGGUUCAAGGAGAUACUGAUGGAGUUCGUGGAGUUGCUGGGAGCUGUCAGCUUUGGGGAUUAUAUUCCAUGGCUUGCUUGGGUGGAUCGAGUGAGCGGCUUGGAUAAGCGGAUGGACAAGGUGGCUAAAGAGCUUGAUGGUUUCUUGGAUGAAGUUGUGCAAGAGCAUGUUGAGAAGAGGAUGAAAUGUGAUGGUGGAGUUGACGUCCAAGAAGGCAAAGAAGAUUUUGUGGACAUCUUGCUUUCUAUCCAAAAGGAGAGUUCCGUCGGUUUUUCCAUUGAUAAAGUCAGCAUCAAAGCUCUUAUCUUGGAUGCAUUUGCAGCGGGAACAGACACUACGUACACUGUCCUAGAGUGGGCGAUGACCGAGCUUCUGAGGCAUCCAAAUGCAAUGCAAAGAGUACAAGCUGAAGCCAGAAGGAUUGCCGGUGACAAGUUGAGCAUAACCGAGGACGACCUGGGCCAAAUGCGCUACUUGAAGGCCGUGAUCAAGGAAACACUCCGCCUGCAUCCUCCCAUCCCUCUAUUAAUCCCCCGAGAGUCGACCCAAGACACCAAAGUGAAGGGCUAUGACGUCGCAGCUGGGACGCGAGUGAUUGUUAACUCUUGGGCCAUCGCGAGAGACCCUUUGCUGUGGGACUCGCCAGAGGAGUUCCGUCCACAGAGGUUCUUGAACUCAUCCAUCGAUUUCAAGGGACAUGAUUUUGAGCUCAUUCCAUUUGGGGCUGGCCGGAGGGGCUGUCCGGGAAUUGCAUUCUCCAUUGCUGUGGAUGAGCUUGUUUUGGCCAAUCUCUUGCACAAGUUCGAUUGGAGAUUGCCUGAUGGUGUGGAGGAGCUGGACAUGACCGAGUCCACUGGGCUAACCAUUCACAGGAAGUUCCCUCUCAUUGCUUCUGCUGCUCUAGCCACUCGAUAAUGCUACCGAAGGUUUUUACUUAUUUUUGCAUCUAAGUAAGGAUGAUUUCCUCACAUAGACAUAUAUAAUUUGCCUAGUAGGCAAUGUUGUUAGACAGAUCUGGCGGAUGAAGUUACUUCUUCCCGUUUUCCAAA